Messenger RNA from Hymenoscyphus albidus, 1248 nucleotides. The record is from the annotation of a GenBank genome assembly. NCBI's taxonomy places the organism in Eukaryota, Fungi, Ascomycota, Leotiomycetes, Helotiales, Helotiaceae.
AUGACCUCCACACCCCCACCAACAACCUACACAACCCUCCGCGAACAAUGGACCACCCCCACAGACAUCCUCUCCGUCCUCCUCAUCGUCGGCGCCGACGUCGUCAAAACCGCCCUCGCCCAAUUCAACGGGCAAUACUUCAAACCCGUCCCCUUCUCCUUCGGCUGGGUCGCCUACGCAUACAGCUACCUCCUCACCACCGUCGGCGGCCUGAAAUCCAUGCCAGAAGCCGAGUUCAAAUGUCUGCUCAUAAACUGCAGCACGGGGAAGAUCUGGGACCGGACGUCGUGGCUGCUGGGUCGGAUUUUGGAUUGCUACGAGGACGUGUGGAUGCCGGAGGAUGUGCGGCUCACUGUGGAAGCUCGUGAUCGGGAACGGCAGGAAAUGUUCGCGCGUUGGGAUGCUGAUGUAGAGGGCGGCGUGAAGGCGAAGAGACCUAAGAUUUUGGGCUUCGCGGUGGCGGUUUUUCGUCCGGAGGAAACGAGUAAGCAGGGUGUGCCGAGUAGGGAUAACGUCGUCUUUGCUAGUAUUGCGACGACGUUUGUACAGCUUGGGAUUGCUGCCGUGCCGUGUGGGCUGUAUCGUGAGUGGGAGAUUUUGGUCAUCACUGCGGUAGGGACAUUACUCGCCUGGCUCAUGGGCGUUCUCCAGGAGCGUUCGACUUCUAACCGAAGGAAUACGAAGAAAACCUUCAUACUAACCAAGGGACCUGGCUAUGGGCAUGCCAUUGUCAUUCUCGGUACUGGGGAUGGCCUGGAUCUAGAUGACAUGGCCAACGAAGUCAGCUUUCGCGAAAGCAAGAUGCGGUAUAGGAUAUCCAUUGCCGUAGAUCUCCUUCUGGUGAUCUUAUGGACUGCCCUCCUUAUUACCACGUCGGGGAUGAAAUCCAAUACUUGGUAUCUGGUGGGCAUUGGUGGCAUAGGCAUGCUGCAAAAUAUCUUCAUUGCGGGUGCGCGGCGACAUCCCAGUGCGUAUGGCUUGCACCUCCGGUAUGAGCGUGUCAUCACGGAGUCGAAGGUCAUGAACACGCUGAUGAAGUUGGAGGAAGAAUAUCCGAAUGUUGGGAGACAUCUUCUCCCUAUUCUGUUUCCAGGCCCUUUGCGACCCAGUGAGGCAGAGUGGUGGGCUAGAGCUGAAGAUCGGGAGGGAGAGACAAUGUUGAAGGGAGUGGAGAAUGCCAAAAGUGCCAGGGUGAAAAAAGUUGAUUUUAAAAGCAUACCUGAGAGGGAAAAGCGAAGUUUUUUUUAG